UGCAGCUUUCCUUCCACUGGUCUCUUCUGCCAGCUCUACAGUUCAGAGUGUCCUGUUUGGGGAGGGGUGUCUAAGUAACCUAUUUCCCUGGUGUUCACCUUCAGUGCUGGCUCAAGACUUUACUUUUCAGAAGUUUAUUGUGUUUCCUCCUCAAACAAGAAGAAAGAGAAAUUCUUUCUCAAGUGCAGUAGAAAACCUGCCAACUCCUCCUUCCCUCUAUGGACUUCAGCUGAGGACUGGAGUAAUAUCUAGUGGUAGUGCAGGUUUUUAGCCUUACAUCUUUCUCUAGGAUGUAAUGCUGGAUGUGUAUCUUCCAUCCAGGGUGUGGUGAGCUAGUCAAAAGAGGUGAUAGUGGUGACUAGUCACAUCCUUGUUCAGUGCAAUCUCAGAAAUAACAGACCCUGGGAAUGGGAGGCAUAUCUCCACUUCCACAGAAAUUCUCUUGACAUGUUAUAGGCAUUAACUGCAGCUAUGACUGUGGCUACACCACAGCUCAGUAGUAGAUCCAAGACCAGCAGCCAUCUGGUGGAAUGUGGUUGGGAAGAGGCCAGGAGUGGACGGAUGAGCACGGGAACCAUACAGUCUGCUAAAAUUAGUAUCCAGCAAGAUUUUUAAUGGUUAUUAUUUUUGGACUGGACCAUACUCACAGAAAUAUAGAGGGCUAGAAUAUAGGCUGUUACAACUCACAACUGAAAACAAAAGGUGAAAUCGUGUGAAGAUUUUAGGAAUAUCAUAAAAAGGAAAUUUGUGGAAUAUGAAUUAAUGAACUUACAAUAUGUGUUUCAGCAUUCUGUGUCUGGAAAAUAAAGGUGAAUAUCAGAGGUAGGGAGUUAAACUAAACAACUGAAGCAAAGCUUUUUUAAAGCCUCACAAGGAGGGCAUUGUGGCAGGCAAAGAGUAUUAUGACUGAGAGAGGUGGCUAACAACAUAGAUGAGAGAAAGAGAUCCUUAUCAAGUCUAACUUAAUGUUUUCUGUGAAAAUAGGUAUGUCCCAGUGUAUGGUUUCCAAUACUACAGAAGACAGAGGAGAACUUGUAAAGAGGGCAGGACAAAGAUGGAGCAUCUAAUUCCUCAUCCCUCUGUCUGAUGUUGUUUAAAUAUUCAUCAGCAGGUGUGGGAAGCCUGGGACUGCGUGGGCUCCUCACAGUGGUUUGACCACAUGCGAGUGGUACAGCACCUACUUACCCAGGUCACAAACCCUUCCCAUGGGACUGGAGCCACAGGAAGAGGUAUAAGGAAAAGAGUUGAGCAUUUCAGCCCACAGGAUAAAGCUAAUUACAUCUCUUGUUCUGAGAACCUCAGCCACAAGGGAUGAAGCCCAGGCCUGGGGAUGCUCCUGUUCACUCUCAGAGGCAGAGGUGGAGCCUUGGUUUUCCAGGUCCAAUUUCUUACAUUUGUCACCUGCGUGUCUUGUGGGUAUUAGACAACUAGGAUUUUGCAUUUGUACCAGUUCUGUGUCCUCAUGCAUUAUUGUCUACAGCUGGGUUGAAAAUUACUCUCUAAAGAGAGCACAGUUUCCCUUUAGCACCCUGCAUGAUAUUUCAGACUGAGGGUGCAGCACUGCCUUUACAUUAGCAGAACAGGGUCAGGAACAUGGAAAUCACCUGGAUAAGUAAGUUCGUGACCACAGGUCUUGUCAUUACACCUGGUUAAUGCCUGGAAUAUGGAUAUUUUCUUUUUUAAAUGGGAAUUUGGAGAUCAGGGAUGUGAUAAAUGCAGUGUUGGUCCUACACAUUUUCUGAUGUCUUAGAGAGGAUGGGCAGAUGGCCGGUGACUCCAGUGGGCCACUGUUUGGGAAAGGGUAUUUGCAGGGUAGGAACCACUUACAGGUGGCCAGUGCUUUGGGUUUGGUGCAGUCUUUGACAUGUGUGUAUACCAGUCAGCAGCAGCAGAGCACCAGUCUUUCACCGCAGAAGACGAACAAAAAUGUAUGUUACAUUAUCUGCCAUCAAAUUGCCAAUCCAAUUAGUGUGGUACAAUCAGGACAGGAGGCACAAACCCAUAAACUUCUCAAAUGUUUUUAUGCGAAAAGAAUUCAGGAUUCCUGCCUUGGUAAAAGCCCCUGCUUUGCCCUGCAUUAAAAUUUGGUUUAUUUUAUAAGAAACUAAAUAUUACAAUGGCCUUGAAGUUGUAUUUGUGGGUUUUGCAGUGGUUAGGUAGUUCUCAGAAGAGGAUACUGGAAAGUAAGAGACUUGCUGAUGUCAUUUUUAUUUCACCACUAGUACCCGAAAAAAAAAAAAGCUGAAAGAGAUGUUGGUGGCCCUAUAUAAGGUGCACCUCACCUCCUGUAGAGCACAUCAAGAAUCACAGCAAAGUGCUGAGUGCUGUAGCUGCAACCUUGCUGACACAGACGACUUUGGAUCGUGAGCCAUGGCCUCCCUACAGACCUUGACCAAAAGCUUCUCAGGAUGGGUUAUCUUCUGCUGCUGUUGCUGUCUCCCUCUUCUUCUCACCAGCCCUCUGCCUCCAAAUGGGAUAGGGGUGGCUUCUACCACCCAUCAUGCCUGCAGGCUCAGGAAGAUCAACUUCCAGCAGCCCUACAUCAGGAAUCGCACCUACACCUUGGCUAAAAUGGCCAGAGUCUCAGAUGAGGACACAGACAACAGGCUCAUUGGGCAGCAGCUCUAUGUUAACAUCAAGGAAAACAACCGCUGCUACAUGAUGAAGAGGAUUGUGGAGAUUGUAGUGGAAGAUGUCCUCCUUACCAAGGCCAAGGGCCAGUACCCAUACGCUGAGGAGGUGGCACAGUUCUUGGCAUCCCUGACCUCGGAGCUGAGCAGAUGUAAAUUCUUGGGACACAGAGAGCACAUUGAAAAGAACCUGGAAGAAAUGAAGAGCAAAAUGAAACAGUUGGGAGAGAAUGGAAAGACUAAAGCCAUUGGAGAACUGGAUUUACUGUUUGACUACAUAGAAAAUGCCUGUACUGAUGCUCCAAAGAAGGGAGGGAACAAGAAGAAAAACUGAAAGAAUUUCAGAUCAGGCUUCAAGAGAUGUCUCUGAAAAACUCUCACUGUAACUCGGAUUGAUUAAUUGUUAUGGACAAAAACCCCUCACCCACAGAAGCAGUAUAUUUUUCACUUGUGCUGAAAAUACCAAACUAAGUGAGCACAGAUGGGAUGUUUAUUGCUGCUGCCUUUGAAAAUGAAAACUCCAGGACAGUGUUUGCAGCUUCAUUUCAACACAGGGCAUUAGUUAUUUUCAAAGGCAUGGUCCUGUCCUCCUCAUCUCCAUAGGAAUAAGGCAACUGUUUCUCUAUUUUAUAUGCUGAGAUUUGACACCUAUGAAUGAGCUUUGGUUAAGGUAGGCAGUGAUAUGUAGCCAGGAUGUUUUGAGCCUUUUACUUGGAAAAUUCUCUUGCAUAUGUUGCCCCCUUCUGACCUUUACCUGAAAAGUUGAUAUUUCAGAAAUAAUUUUUGUUGAUCAUAUUUAAUGAUAACUUAUUUUAAGGUAAUUUUACAGUACUUUUAUUUAUGUAGAUUAAUUGAAAAAUAUCCAAGGAUAUGUAUUUAUGAAGUUG
Molecule: messenger RNA, 3517 nt
Organism: Athene cunicularia (burrowing owl)
Lineage: Eukaryota; Metazoa; Chordata; Aves; Strigiformes; Strigidae
Gene: IL22
Product: interleukin 22
Exons: 7
Coding region: 2371-2964 (197 amino acids)
Cellular component (GO): extracellular region
Source: RefSeq, a predicted model, not a curated record